Messenger RNA from Nerophis lumbriciformis (worm pipefish), 1194 nucleotides. The record is from RefSeq and is a predicted model, not a curated record. Lineage: Eukaryota; Metazoa; Chordata; Actinopteri; Syngnathiformes; Syngnathidae.
AUGGGAAAUUUGUUGGGCAACUGGCGAUUCAAGGAGCCGAGCACUGUAGAGGAAUGCGACUCGACGUGGGGGUCGGACUCGGAGGGCGAUGAACCGGCGGCGGAAGAGGACAGCGGCAUCUCCGAGAGUGUGAGCCCGGCGGAGAAUGACUGGCUGACCGGUAACAAUGGAGACUCGUCCCCGAAGAUGGGUGAAUCUCCAGAGUUUCUUCCCAAGAUGAAGAGAAGUUUUUAUGCUGCCAGAGACUUGUACAAAUAUCGCCACUGCUAUCCGAAUUAUAAAAAGUCCCGGCAAUCCAACGAGUACCGAAACCUGCGUUUCUACCUUAACAAGAUCCCACUUGUACCUGAUGGUAUCUAUAUAGAGGAGAUUUUGACAACGUGGAGAGGUGACUAUGACAAGCUGGAGCACAAUCACACCUACAUUCAGUGGCUGUUCCCAUUACGAGAACAAGGGCUAAACUUCUACGCACAUGAAUUGACUCAGGAUGAGAUUAAAGAAUUCCAAAGCACUCGGGAAGCCAAGCGAAGGUUCUUGGCAGCUUAUUCCCUUAUGUUGGACUUCUACGGCAUCAAACUACUUGAUAAGAGUGGAAAUGUUGCUCGUUCUUCCAAUUGGCAGGAGCGCUUCCAUCACCUGAAUGAGUCACAGCACAACUACCUGCGCAUAACUCGUAUUCUGAAGUCGCUGGGCGAGCUGGGCUACGAGGCUUUCAAAGCUCCAUUGGUCCGCUUGUUCUUAGAGGAGUCGCUAUGUCACAGCACGCUUCCCAACAUGCAACACAGCAUCCUGGAAUACUUUGUCUACACCAUUCGCCGGCCAGCCGCUCGCAGAAAGUUGCUGCGCUACGCCCGUCAGCACUACAGGCCUGCUCACGCCUUCCUCUGGGGUCCACCGCCGAAGAGAUCCAAAGCUAGAAGUGGAGAUUUCGAUGCUAGUGUGGGUGCUGGAAGCAGCGGCAUCCGAGCACCAGCUCCCACACCUGAACCGCAGAGGAAGGGGGAGAUGAGCUUCAUCCCUGCCUCCGCAUGUAGCGGGACACUUGUGUCUUACAAUGAUGCCACACAAUGCCAGGAUGUGGCUGCAGAAAGCCCGAAUGGAUUCAAACAACUGGGAUCCAGCAUGGAUGGAAUGGAGAAUGCACUUAUUAUGAUGCUAGAAAGGAAGGAGUACGGUGAGGUUGUUCCUUUGUAA